Molecule: messenger RNA, 4080 nt
Organism: Durusdinium trenchii
Lineage: Eukaryota; Dinophyceae; Suessiales; Symbiodiniaceae
Source: the annotation of a GenBank genome assembly
CAAACACCAACACAGUGCUGCGGGGACUGGAUUGGUGACGCCAUGGCGGGGCGCUGCGGGGUGAGCUUAGUCCGCCAUGGCGAUCUCCCUGCUUGAGCUCCUCACAGGUGCUGUGGGGCCUGUCCAAACGCCUCAUGUGCAGUGCGUGCUUGACGAGGCACUCAGCCUCCGCUUCGCUGCCAAGCCUGGCGACUUCGGUCGCAAGUGGUCCUUGCUUGAGAGAGAGAACCUCAAUGCCUCGGAGGUACGAGCCAAACCUGCUCAGAAGCGCAAGCGGUGCCAGCUCACGGGGAACCUGGCAAAGGUGCUCAAGCCUCGGCUCUUUCCGUUUGAGGUCGGCCGACUGCGCCAGGUGAUGCUGGAUCACCUGGAGCGCAUCUUUGACCUGGCCUUGGUCUACCACGACUUCUACGCUGGCACUUUGCAGACGUCUCACCACGACGGCCCGCUACGGCAUCCGGCCUCGUUGGUGAAGCGGCUGAAGGACUUCGCCAUCGGCGAUGAGGGGGACCCCGAGGGCUAUGCAUACCCCCAAGAUCCAGUGGAUGAGCCUUUGCCUGCUGGAGCCAUUUCUCCCAGCUCUGUCUUAGAGCUGGUGGGUAACUUCUUCUACCACGCCCACGGCCGCGAACAGUGCGCCCCGCAUCACUGUCGGGAGGACGAGGUUCCUGUGCUGCGAUUGGCGAAGGUGGUGCCACUACACAUGCGAAAGGCCUUCUGUAACUACUAUCACUUCACCACGGUGGGCCUGGCACGCGUGGUGGCACUGCUGCCACGGCUCAAGGCGGAUGAAAGCAUCCUGGUGCUGAUCCCCUAUACCAACAAGAAAGGACAACGUUCACCUUACAUACGCGAGAGCCUGCGUUUUCUAGGUGUCGAGGAGCAGCGGAUCGUCAGCUUCCCCCCGUGUCGCCUCGUCUUCGCGGAUGAGCUGCUCCUCGCCGGCAGCGGGCCUCGCAGUGCCUUCGGCCGCGAUCGGCAGACACAUGCGCGGGCCAUCAUGGCUGAUGUGGCCGAUGCAGUCCCCUUGCGCCGCGUACGGCGUGCCUUCCUCCGGGCGUUGGGCGGUCUAUCGGCCACGAGGUCACCACUAUUGCUCGUGGAUCGUCGAGAGCGUCGGCAGAUCGCAAACCUCCCUGAGGUCUUGGAGACACUUGGAGGGCUGCCUGGAGGACAUGAGCUGAUUUACUGUGAGAACCUGACACUCGCUGAGCAGUUGUCCCACUUCGCUGCAGCUCGUGGUGCAGUGGCCGUGAGCGGUGCCUGCCUGGCCAACAGUCUCUACAUGCCGGAGGGCUCCUUGGUGGUGGAUGCGGUGCCGCUGAAGAACUACAUCGGCGCAGAUGUUGUGAUGUCACCGGAGUGUGGGACGACGUGGUUCUGGAGCCUCACGCAGAAUGUGAAGGUCCUCUAUCGCACGCUGCUGCUGCCACAGGAGGACUUGGACGCCGACUUCGUGACGCUGCCGGUCGAUCGUCUCAGAGAGGUCUUGACCCGCGACGGCGCGCCGCUGCGCGGAGCGCAGCAAGCCGCUUCCGUGGAGGAGUGCCUUUCGAGGCCAAACCCAGAGCCUGGGAGCCAGAGCCUUUGCACUGCUUCCAGUGUUGCCAGCGAGGCAGAAUGCGGAAGAGGACGGAGGUUUUCCACGGCAGGCGGAGCAGUUCUGCGGCGCGGCGUGGGCCUCCGGACGGGCGUGGGCACCGUGCUUUCAGGCACGCUUCGGCGGAAGCGGGGGCCAAUGGCGUCUUCGGCGCGAGUGAAUGAGGAGUUCCAUCGGGCAAGACUUCGCACAUCGAAGGAGGGGCUUCGGACCAGCUUGUCAAAGUUGCAGCACGAUGUCGAGAUGCUCUCCUACUUGGAGUCGUUCAACAUCACUGUGGAGGGCUUGCCGCUUCUACGAGCUCUUCAUGACUUGGCGGCCAAACGCUACCAGGGCCGGCCGUCACAGGCCUUUGAGAUUCGCCUGCCACUGAAGGAUUGGCGCCGUAGCCAAUUGCUGGAGCUGCAGAGCGGGCGGCGUUCGCCAUCAGGUGCUGCUGAACCGCGCGGACCGCACAUGCUGGCGACGCCUUGGCGCUUGCAGACCGACGUAGCGAUGCUGGAGCGGCGAUUGGCAGAACAGGGGCAUGUGGUGGUGGAGGAGGUGCUUUCCAGGACUGCGCUGGACUUCGUCAAACGAGAGCUGCAGGAACGCAUCAUGUUCCACGUGCCUCCCCGCGACGGGAGAGGCUUCCUUGUGGCCACGCUGGAGAGGGGUCUGGCGAGCGACUGGCUGCAACGCCUGGUGAACGAGCUUCGGGAGGCUUUGCCCAACACGCUGGGCGUGUUCUGCCAUGCCUUGGCCGCCAAAGCCGCGGUCGCGGGCAGCUCUGCCGUUCCAGCAGUUCUGCCCUGGACGCGGCAAGACGGGGGUGGUGGACCAGGGGUGUCUUUGUUGCUUUGGGUGGCACCGGCCUCCACCAGCGGGGCACCGGCACUCCGAUUCUCCGGUGGAGAAGUUGUGAGCUCUGCGCCCAACCGCGGCAUCGUGUGGCACGAGAGGACGAUGCCCAGGCCGCUGUGGCUGGAGGAGUCCUUGCCGAGCUACGCGCACCGCAGAAUCCAUUUGCUGCUCCGCUUCAAACGAGCGGACGCCGCUGGAAACGAACGAGCGCGGACGGACCGCGGCUGGGUCACGAUGCAAAACUAUGUACUGGUACUGGAUGAUGUGCCCACCAGUUUCUUUGCCCGAAGCUUACCGCCUUGCAGAAGGCUGGACCACUACGCCGCCACCAAGAUCGGCAUCAACGGCUUUGGGCGCAUUGGGCGCAUGGUCUUCCAGGCCAUUUGCGACCAGAACCUCCUGGGCACCAAGUUGGAUGUGGUUGGUGUCGUGGAUAUGUCCACCGAUGCUGAAUACUUCGCGCAGCUCAGAUCGUAUGACACCGUGCACGGCAAGUUCAAGCACGACGUGAAGAUUGGUGAGAAGGACAGGGCAGCACUGGACAGGGAUGAGCUCAUCGUGAAUGGAAACAAGAUCAAGUGCAUCCAAGCCUCUCGCGAGGGUCCCAAGGCACUGCCCUGGAAGGAGCUGGGCGUGGAGUAUGUCAUUGAGUCCACUGGUCUCUUCGUUGAGGCUGACAAGGCCAAGGGCCACAUCGAGGCAGGUGCCAAGAAGGUGAUCAUCUCCGCUCCCGGCAAGGGCGAUCUGAAGACCUUGGUGUGCGGAGUGAACCACACGGAGUACGACAAGGCCAAGCACGACGUGGUCUCCAACGCCUCCUGCACCACCAAUUGCUUGGCGCCCGUGGUGCAUGUGCUCCUCAAGGAGGGCAUUGGCAUUGAGAAGGGUUUGAUGACCACCAUCCACUCCUACACUGCCACUCAGAAGACUGUGGAUGGAGUCUCUGCCAAGGACUGGCGUGGUGGCCGUGCCGCCGCGUGCAACAUCAUUCCCAGCGCCACCGGGGCGGCCAAGGCCGUCGGCGAGGUGCUGCCAAGCACCAAGGGCAAGUUGACCGGCAUGGCCUUCCGCGUGCCCACCCCCGAUGUAAGCGUGGUGGACUUGACCUUCACGGCAGAGAAGGACACUUCCAUUGAGGAGAUUGAUGCCUUGAUGAAGAAGGCCACCGAUUCUUACAUGAAGGGCGUCCUCUCCUACACCGAUGAGGAGUUGGUCUCCGCUGACUUCAUCCACAACGUGAACUCCUCCAUCUACGACUCCAAGGCCACGUUGCAGAACAACCUCAAGGGCGAGAAGCGCUUCUUCAAGAUCGUGUCUUGGUAUGACAACGAGUGGGGCUACAGCAGCUGGGCUGCACAUGGGGAGAAAACGGGAAUGGCGACUGAGACGGGCAUUGAGUACCGGAGUACUAGAAUCUCCAAGUGCUGUGUUGCAAUGUAGCUUUGUCACAGAGGUUGGAAGAUAUUGAUUGGGGGGUUAACUCUCUGGUUGAACCUUAACACAUUUCACAGCUGAAUGUGAGUGCAUCCUCAAGUUGUGGACCUCUGUUAUGAUGAGAUCAGCAUCGAAUCAGUUUCUGAUUAGAUUUGAUUACAUAUACUCGUACUUCUCUAAAACGAGUUAUUCUCUCAUCCUGG